GAGCACAAGCGCACGUGGAGGGAUGCGUCGUCUGUCGGACCUCCUCCUUCCUCCUCGCAACCACCACUACCCUGCGGACCUAUAUAUUUCCCGGAGGGUCUCCCACUUUCGCCACUAUCAUUCCUGUCGCGGCUGCGCCAGCCCGUGACCGCGCAAACGUGAGUCCGCUCUCUUCGGCUUUCCUCUUCGAGUUUCCUCGCCGGCAGAUUACGCGCGCACACCUGCCUCCUUACGCGUCCUGCGGCUCGCUUCGGUUUUCCCGCCGGAUUUUUACGCGACCGGCGAUCUAUAUCUCGCGGGCCAGAUCGCACAGUGGUGUACCAGCGAGCAGCCGUCGAUCUCCGUUCCGAUCCGACCCGAUCCGUCAACGGGGAUCCUCGCGGGGUCGCGAGGGCUCGAUCCAGGAGUUCGUUGCUUCGACGAGUUCUCCGGAGAGGACCGCGUGAAUUUUCCGAGUUCGCCGGACUGUUCACGGACGACGUGCUACUUGGGAAAUGUGUGCCACGUGCAGAGACCCUGCCAGUCCACCUGCUGCUCCGACCGAAUGGGAUUAGAUGAGGCACGACGGAUGGCCUGAGCCUCGGAGCAACUCUUCAUGGAUCGUUCACGAAAAUCGUGCAACGGCCGGCGGUCGCGGACCGGCGACUAUGUGCGGCGCCGGGACAACGCGCCGCGACGACUCGGCAUCGCCCUGAAGAACCUCGGAUCGAUCCUCGCUUUGACAAUGCUCACCGCGGCCACCGUCUCCGGGACCCACGUGCCCGACAAGUAUCCCAUCGAGGUAUAUCACAUGCUGCGGGAGAAGACCCAAUUCGGUCUAGGUCGGGACAAUCAAAUCAGGGGCACCUGGGGAACCUGGAGUCCCUGGAGCGAGUGUUCGAGAACCUGUGGCACAGGCAUCCAAUCGCAGUCGCGCGAAUGCGUGUCUUAUCAGAGGCCGGUGAGGAAGAGGAGCAUCAUCUCGGGGAACGGGAAGAGCAGCUCGCGGCCUAUCUGCAUCGGCACGUACAAGCGAUACCACACGUGCAACACGCAGAAAUGCCCGAACUUCCCGGAGGAUUUGCGGGCCGAACAAUGUGCCAAGUACAACGGAAGAAACUACAAGGGCGAGAGCUACGAUUGGGUUCCGUUCCUGGACGCACAUAACUCCUGCGCGCUGAACUGUCGAGCCGUCGGCGAGCGUUUUUACGCAACGCUUGAACCGGUAGUAACGGACGGCACACCCUGCGACGCUCCGAAUCUUCGUGGACGUAAUACGGGAAUUUCUAUGGAGCGGACAGACCGAUGGCUCUGUGUCGCCGGACAAUGCAAGCCCGUAGGCUGCGACGGUGUGGUAGGUUCCGGCGUGACGAUGGACGCUUGUGGUGUCUGCGGUGGUCAGGGUAAAGGUUGUCGUCUGUACGAGGGCAUUUUUAUGGAGCCGAUCCUGCCGAGAGGUCAUAAACCCGUGACCACCAUACCGAAGGGAGCCAUGUCUCUCAACAUCUCCGAACUUCGGUUCAGUAGCAAUUUCUUAGCGUUGAGAGACAGCAACGGUAGUUACAUCCUGAAUGGGCCGUUGGCAUACAGUCCGAGCGGCACUUAUAAAGCGGCUGGCACGACAUUAACAUACCAGAGGGGUGACAGAAGCCGCGUCGAGUGCAUCUUGGCAACCGGGCCGCUCAACGAUUCCUUGCAUUUAGAGAUCCUGGCGCAGGAAAUGAACCCCGGAGUGCUUUACAAGUACAUGUUGCCGUUAAAGGAGACGCCGAACAGGAGGGCGAUGAUUGCGCCGCCCCUCCUCGCGACAGGAUCGAUCGAUCGUGGCAACGAAAUACCUGAUUCGGAUGCUCGCGUCGCCCCGACGAUACCCGCGACCAGAAUAUCCGAUCAGAGAGUCGAUUUAUCAGCGACGGGACACGAGCAUCGGCGACCGCGGCCGCGUGACAGACCGCGGAAGGAAGAGAUGAAGCGCCAGCCGACCACCGCGAUGGCCGGCGAUCAACCAAAGUCCAAGGCCAAAAAGAAGAGACGGUUGAAGUUCGCCUGGAAGGUGGCUGGACUGACCCCGUGCUCGAAGGAAUGCGGCAGAGGCGUCCAAACGGCACUGUUCAAAUGCGUCCGCGAGUCGAACCAGCAGUUCGUGAACGAGCACCACUGCCGAAACGUGGGAAAGCCACUGUCACCCCCGGUCUACUGCAACGACUACCCUUGCCGACCCAGGUGGCGGCCGGAACCGUGGAGCGAGUGCUCGGUCAGCUGCGGGACCGGCACCAGGACACGAAAAUUGGAGUGCAUGCAGGAACUGAAUGGGAACCUGACGGUAAGAGUGAUCGCAGGUGCGUGCGAUCAACCGCCGGACCUGAUCACCGUCGAGACCUGUACGAAUCCGGCGUGCACCGUUGGCCCCGAAUUGAGGCACAUGCACUCGGACGUGCCCAGAUGGGACGUGGGCCCUUGGGCGCCGUGUUCCACGACCUGCGGGCCAGGGGUCAAGAAUCGAACGGUGACCUGCAUCACAUCGGGCAUGGCCUGUCCCCUGUUCGACAAACCCGAGUCCGAAAAAAUCUGCGAUUCCGGACCCUGCGUCCGAAACGGCGCGGAGCAGCGAUCGCCGUGGUUGCACAGCGAUUGGUCGUCCAAGUGCUCCUCGGAGUGUGGCAGGGGAGUGGAGACGCGGCAAGUGGCCUGCGCGGAUGGCAGCGAGCUGUUUUGCAAUCCCAAAGAGAGACCGGAAACUGAACGGCAGUGCUUCGGAAGAGGCGCCAGCUGCGACAGCGCCAAGUGGUUCACUGGCCCAUGGACAUUCUGUUCGGUGUCAUGCGGAGUGGGUGUCCAGUACCGGGACGUCCUUUGCGCCGCGAGGACGAACAACGAAUUCGUCGUGUUGCCGGCGAGCAACUGCAGCGACUCGAGGCCGUCGAACGAGCAAGUGUGCAGAACAGCGUCCGCCUGUCCGCCGGAAUGGUUCACCUCGGACUGGUCGAAGUGUUCGGUGACUUGCGGGACCGGCGUGCAAACCAGACUGGUUCGCUGCAUCCUCGAGGGUGUCGCCGACACCAACUGCUUGGAAGCUGGCAGACCGAUGGACAGACAACAGUGCAGCUUGGAUCCUUGCACGGAGGACCCGCCCGCGAUCAGCAGACCACCGAAAAAAGCCUUCGAGACUACGUCCCAGUGCGUCGACAAGUACCAGACCUGCAACGUGAUAGUGAAGUACGGCCUGUGCCGGAUCAAGUAUUACAAGCAUUCUUGCUGCCGAUGCCGCGAUUAACUCUCCGAUCGCCAUCAUUUCCGGCGGAUCCAUCCUUCCACGGUUUCCGAACCGUUUCUUCGUCGUUCGACUAAGCUCUUAGCGCACCUUCUUAGCAAAUGUAACGCCGACCGUCGAUCGAAACGGAGGAAGCCGAACGCCAAGAGCGCUGCGAAGCGAUACGACUGUAUUAUUUUAUUUAACACGGCCCCGUCCGCUCUGCGGAGACGAGGGAAUGGCUCUCGAUCUUAACCCUGAAAUGGUACCCUGUUCGCUCGCAUCAUCUGGUUCUGAGUCGGAGUCAACGUUAAUUUGUGCGUGAACAAUUACCUCCGUCAGUAGUAGAUUGCGGAUUUUUAUGCGAAAUAAAAGCUAAGUUGAUUGCAAGCAACGCAAAUUAGAUGGAAAUGGCUUACCUUUUCUAUUAAUUGCGUUAAAUUGUACAUAUUGUAACGGUAGUCUUAAAAAUUCGCCUAACGUAGUUACAGUUUUUUAUUUGAUCUAUCCAUUUUUGUCACAAACGCAUCAAAUCCACGGUCUAGUCGUAAGGAAGCGUAAUCGAUGAUGAUGCGUCGUUUGAAACAGGGGGAACGAUUUGGACCGCAGAGGGCAGAGUUCAAAGGUUCGAAGAAAAUUGCAGAAACUCUACAGGAUGUUCCAUGAUUGUGUUAACACCUGGAAAGAGGCGAUUCCUGAGGUCAUUUCGAGUAAUUUUUCCCUUAGCGAAAAUGCAAUC
This is a messenger RNA of Megalopta genalis, 3968 nucleotides long. RefSeq names its product thrombospondin type-1 domain-containing protein 4. Gene Ontology annotation, molecular function: metalloendopeptidase activity. Gene Ontology annotation, cellular component: extracellular matrix. NCBI's taxonomy places the organism in Eukaryota, Metazoa, Arthropoda, Insecta, Hymenoptera, Halictidae. Gene Ontology annotation, biological process: extracellular matrix organization; proteolysis. The record is from RefSeq and is a predicted model, not a curated record.